Molecule: messenger RNA, 1353 nt
Organism: Paraglomus occultum
Lineage: Eukaryota; Fungi; Glomeromycota; Glomeromycetes; Paraglomerales; Paraglomeraceae
Source: the annotation of a GenBank genome assembly
AUGACAUUGAUUGAAUACUCGAGUGAGUCACAGCGAAUAGCUGUGGACGAAAUCAUCGAUCAAUUUACAAUAGACCGUGAUAAACUCGAUGAAAUUGUGUCUCAUUUUAUUAAAGAAAUGAGGAAAGGAUUAAAUGCACCAGUGAAAUCCAUCCCGAACGGAACGGAAAACGGCACAUAUCUGGCCUUGGAUCUUGGCGGCACUAAUCUACGCGUUUGCCAGAUAACCUUUUGGGGAUCAGGAAAAUUGGCAAUCAAACAAGAAAAAUACGAAAUAUCCGAUUCUCUCAAAACCGGUCACCAUAGCCAACUGUUCGAUUUCAUUGCCGAUUGCAUACACCAGUUCCUGAUCCAUCUAGGCGAUGUUCAUGACUCGACUCUUUCUCUCGGAUUUACGUUUUCAUUUCCCGUGGAUCAGACGGCAAUCCACAAGGGUGCGCUUUUGAGAUGGACAAAGGGGUUUUCGGCGGCGGAAGCGGUGGGUCGAGAUGUAGUGGAAAUGUUACACGAGGCUUUGGAAAGGAAAAAUGUGCCGGUUAAAGUCGUGGCUAUGGUUAACGAUACAGUGGGAACCUUGUUGGCGCACGCUUAUGAAAACCCAACUACAAUCAUGGGUGUCAUCCUUGGAACCGGUACGAACGCUGCAUAUGUGGAAAAAUUGGAUAACAUUCGAAAGCUGAAUCUAAAUGGUUCGGGCGAUAUGAUUAUUAACAUGGAAUGGGGCGCUUUUGAUAAUGAGCGUCAAGUGCUUCGAUUAACUCCUUAUGACGAAAAGCUAGACCAGCUUUCGCUAAAUCCAGGAGAACAAUUGUUCGAAAAGCUAAUUUCUGGUGACUAUCUUGGCAAAAUAACCCACAAUGUUCUUUUAGAUUUAGUUGGCCGUAACCUUCUUUUCUCUGGACGGUCUUCCAACAAAUUUGACAACAUUGGAGCUGUCAGGACUCCGCAUAUGUCUAUUAUUGAAGCAGAUGCCACUGAUGAUCUUGCUUACGCCAAACAAUUGCUGGAAGUCGAGUUUGAGAUACCCGAGACUACCUUGACUGAUAGACAGAUUGUGCAAAGGAUAUGUUGUGCGGUCGGAUUACGCGCUGCAAGGUUAUCUGCUUGUGCAUUGUGUGCGAUAAUUAAGCAUCUUGGCGUGGAAAACCAAAAAUCUGCAGUGGGAAUCGAUGGAAGUUUGUUUGAGUUUCACCCUGGAUUCAAGCAUAACUUGAAACAAACGAUGAGAGAGAUCUUGGGAAAUAACGCCGAUAACAUUAAUCUCGAGCAGGCGAGAGAUGGUUCUGGCGUAGGAGCCGCACUUGCAGCUCUGUAUGCUGAGAAGGAUCAUGCCGAUUUCAGCUCGCAAUUAUAA